AUGGAAAGUCGAAAAAAGUGGUUGGUCUUUAAGAAUUCUGAUGUCUGGGUUUGUGUGUACAGUGUUUUUGCGAGGCAAGAAACAAGGUCAGCAGGGGUGGUGGCUGAGCAAGAGAGGAGUGAAGGAGAUAAGUUUUGGUUGAGCGUCCCUCCAAGAAGUGCUCCAACGAGUCCUUUGGGCAGUCCCAGCAACAAAAACGAUGAUGAUUUGGUUCCAUACUAUUACGUCUCACCCAAAGGAAACCAGUUCUGGUCUGCACCAGAGAUGCCCACAUUUGACUCUUCCCACCCACCUCCUGCCUUCUUUGAUUUAUCCGCAUUACACACCGAUAACAUUCCUUCUCCCCACCAAAGCCCAACUAGGCUUUCUUCCUUAUCCAUUCCUCCCAAGUUAUCCCUUGACACCUCUAUAGCACGUCGUGAAACCACUGCUCCUCUCGCUGUUCACCCCUUACCCUUGCCUCCUUGGGCUGGGCCUGGGCCCCCCUUGCUUUCACCAUCUUCUACCUUUUCCCCACCUGUGGCUAAGACUGAAUCCUUGCCCAUGAAAAACCAGUGGCAAAAAGGAAAACUUCUUGGUCGUGGUACUUUUGGAACUGUUUAUGUUGCCACCAACAGAAAAACUGGAGCAUUGUGUGCAAUGAAGGAAGCAGAAAUAUUUUCUGAUGAUCCAAAGUCUGCAGAGUGCAUAAAGCAGUUAGAGCAGGAAAUUAAAGUUCUUAGCCAUCUGCAACAUCCAAACAUCGUGCAGUAUUAUGGUAGCGAAAUAGUAGAAGACAGGUUUUAUAUUUAUUUGGAAUAUGUCCAUCCCGGUUCAAUGAAUAAAUACGUUCGUGAACAUUGUGGUGCAAUAACAGAAUGUGUUGUUCGGAAUUUCACGCGCCACAUUCUUUCGGGCUUGGCUUACUUGCAUAGCAAAAAAACAAUUCAUAGGGACAUCAAAGGAGCUAACUUGCUUGUUGAUUCUGCUGGUGUUGUUAAGCUUGCUGACUUUGGGAUGGCCAAGCACCUAACUGGACAUGUUGCAGAUCUUUCUUUAAAGGGAAGUCCAUAUUGGAUGGCUCCAGAGCUUUUUCAAGCGGGUGUGCAAAAAGAUAACAGCUCUGACCUAGCUUUUGCUGUUGAUAUUUGGAGUUUGGGUUGUACAAUUAUUGAAAUGUUCACCGGGAAGCCUCCUUGGAGUGAGUACGAAGGAGCCGCAGCUAUGUUUAAGGUAAUGAAGGAUACUCCUCCUAUUCCAGAAACAUUGUCGGCAGAGGGUAAAGAUUUCCUGAGACUUUGCUUUAUAAGAAAUCCAGCAGAGCGACCAACUGCUUCAAUGUUACUACAACAUCGAUUUCUGAAAAACUUGCAACAACCAGAUGUUUCAUCUUCCAUGCAGCUGUAUAAUGGAACAUCCUUGAUGGAUAUCCAUAGUCCCAAAGAGUUGUCUGAAAAUAAACUUGAUCAAAUUUCUAUUCCCAGUGCACAUAUUGCUAAAGGAAAAUUAGCCACUGAGAGGUUCUUUCCCGGGAUCAGCAUUGAUGCCCCUGCAAGUGACAAGCUUGUUCACUGUGGAGUUUACAGCAUGAGGAUAUAG
Messenger RNA from Glycine soja, 1578 nucleotides. Its product is annotated as mitogen-activated protein kinase kinase kinase 5-like. Gene Ontology annotation, biological process: protein phosphorylation. Gene Ontology annotation, molecular function: protein kinase activity; ATP binding. NCBI's taxonomy places the organism in Eukaryota, Viridiplantae, Streptophyta, Magnoliopsida, Fabales, Fabaceae. The transcript is spliced from 10 exons. The coding region runs from base 1 to 1578 and encodes 525 amino acids. The record is from RefSeq and is a predicted model, not a curated record.